Messenger RNA from Struthio camelus australis, 5446 nucleotides. The record is from RefSeq and is a predicted model, not a curated record. Lineage: Eukaryota; Metazoa; Chordata; Aves; Struthioniformes; Struthionidae.
AUGACUGUCACAGCUGGGUCAAAUCUGGGACAGGAGGCAAGUCCCACGUAUGCUACAGAGCCAUUAGCAUACGCUAGAUUUGUAGCAGCAGAGGUCAAUGGUACCUUGCUGGGGGUUGCACAUGGCAAAGAUGAUGUCAUGGCGGCUGUCAUGUGCCGAGGACUCCAUCAGCAAGAUCUGCUGAAGCACUUCGGGGCGGUGGCCGUGCGAGUCCUGUCAGACCACGGGCGGCUGAAACAUACUGCUUUUGCUACGUUCCCCAGUGAAAAUGCAGCUGCAAAGGCCUUGUCAAGACUGCAUCAGCUGAAACUUUUAGGUCACACUUUAGUUGUUGAAUUUGCGAAGGAGCAAGAUAGCAUACACGUACUUAGCCAGCCUUCACUUUCAGAGAAGAGUAAAAGCUCAGAAGAGCCAGUGAAAGAAGAAGAGAAGAAAGAAUCAAGUUGUCUUAAAAUAGAAAAUGGGAUUGCUCCCAGCCAUGGCCUCACCUUUCCCAUCAACUCUUGCCUCAAAUAUUUGUAUCCACCGCCUUCAAGUACAAUUCUAGCAAAUAUAGCAAAUGCCCUGGCAAGCGUUCCCAAAUUCUAUGUGCAGGUACUUCAUCUUAUGAAUAAAAUGAAUCUUCCUCCACCUUUUGGACCAAUUACUGCUCGCCCUCCCAUGUAUGAAGAGUACUUACCAGUGCCUGUGCCACCUCCUCCAAUCCCACCUCUGCCUCCUGAAGAGCCUCCUCUUCCUGAAGAGGAAGAAGAGCAAGUAUCUAGUGGAGAAGAAUCAGAAUAUGAAAGUGAUAGUGAGGAAAAAGAGAGAAUGACCAAGUUGAUGGAAUUAGCAACCCUUCAGCCUAAAAGACCAAUAAACACAAAGAGGCGUGGCGUUAGAAAAAAACAAAGAAUUAAAGACUUACUGAAUGCUCCUGUGUGUACUCCCCACAGUAGUUUGCACCCUACACUGUCACCUUCAGAUGUUUUUGAACAGCCUCAACAUGUAGGUCAUAAAAAAAUUGAGUUCCAUAUUACUACUGACAUCCCAGCUGUUCUUCAGAUAAACUCGGAAAGAGAAGAAAAAAAUGAUCUUUAUGCAACCACAGAAGAAAUCAAUAAUGCAGGAUUUGGAAAGAUUUUCCCAGCUCCUACCUCAAAUGAUAAAAUGGAAAUGGAAGAAGAGCAUGAUGAAAUACCGUCGGAAUUUAUUUCUAGACGGGAACUAGAAAAAAACAGACUUUCUAGAGAAGAAAUGGAAAAAUUUUCUGUUUUCAAAAACUAUGAGCCAGGUGAACCAAAUUGCAGGAUAUAUGUGAAGAAUUUAGCUAAACAAGUUCAAGAAAAGGAUCUCAAGUUCAUAUUUGGAAGAUAUGUUGACUUUCAGUCAGAAACGGAACGAAAUAUGUUUGAUAUACGUUUGAUGAAAGAAGGCCGUAUGAAGGGACAGGCUUUUAUUGGACUACCUAACGAAAAAGCAGCUGCUAAAGCUUUAAAAGAAGCAAAUGGAUAUGUCUUAUUUGAAAAACCCAUGGUGGUUCAAUUUGCUCGUUCAGCUAGACCAAAACAGGAUUCCAAUGAAGGGAAAAGAAAAAAAUAGAACACUGGAAAAGGUAAGGAUGUCCUGCCUGAAAAUAAAAAGAGAGAGAAAGAUACAAGCUGUUUUUUUAUUACUGUUUUUUAAAUAGCUGCCUAAAUGUGUAUGUCUUCUAUCAGAAAACCAGGCUGCAAGUUACAUAGAUAGUAGAAGUUUAAUGUGUUACUACUUUCUUUCUCUAGAAACCUGGUGACUGCCAUUUCCCCAGUCCUCGGGUCAUAGGGUCCUUUGUCAGUUUUUCUGAUCUUUAAACUAGGGAGUGGGGAGUUGGGAAGAAUAACUUUGUAGAAUCUGACCACUUAGCUUUUAGUAACCUUCAGGAGUUUUGGCUUUGAAAAGAGUUAUUUUCAACACCCUCUUCCCCCUACAUUUUAAUGUGACCCUGAAGAACUGCUUCCAGUAAAAAGCCUGCUCCCGCUAGCUAUUUAAAGGACCUUUGACUUGGUAACUUUGAAUCAGGUCUUUGUGCUAUUGCAGCAUCCUUUAAGCUUGUCUGAUUUAGGAAAGGGUAUUGUGUCAGCAAUUUUUACUUAAAGUUAUGUUAAUCAAGACUUCUUUUGUGAUGCAGUGCACAGAUGCUGAUUUCUGGUGUUUCUGUCAACAAAGCUGGCAAAGUAGCUUUUAGCAGAAAGCGUUCAUGGUUUGACUUCGUUUCCCAUCAUAUAUAUGGCUUUACUUCACUGCUGCUUUACUUCAAGUAUUUGAGUUACACUAGAGUAACUUGAGCAAAAACAGCUCUAAUUAAAUUGUGAGGAGUUUCGUGACCCAAAAACAUUUGCGUAGUGAAUUGUCUUGAACUAGCACAUAAAAUAACUGGUAUGAGACUUAGAAUUCCUUAGUUCUCAACCUCCACCCAUUGAUAGAUCAGGUAGACCAAAUUUAAAAUGCCAUUUAACUAAUUACAGAUGUCAGUUGGGCAUCACUGUGCUUAUUCCUCCACCGAAGACUGAAUGAACUCAAACCUUAGGCUGAAAGCUUUUGAAACAUUCUACUUAUUCCAUCAUAUUUUUAAAUCUGGAUAUUUUGAUCAUUUAUUUUGGGAAAAACCCCUAAAGCUUGGAAUUAAGGGUAUAAGUGACUGUUUCUGACUUAUAAAACUGUUUUAUGACUCCCAGUACUGUUAUUGCCAGGGUAAUACUUCUAUUAAUAACAAAGUUACUGUAAUUGUAGAUUUCUCGUUCUGUCAGUUGUCUGUGAAUUUUUGGUCAGAUUCCAUGUGAGCCUAUUAUUUCAGUCAUUUCUGAAAUGCUGUGUAAUCUUACCAGUUCAUAUUUUGAAUUAUUGAUUUCUACUCUGCAAAAUCAGUAUUCAAAUUGAAGACAGUUUUUUGGCAGGUAUUCUUGUGUGGUGGUUGUUGAAAAAGAAACAAACCUUGGCUAAAGUAUUAUAAUAAGAUCAGGGGCUUAAAUAAAUGAUUUGGUCUUGUUUCUAACUUACUCCUUGAUAGGGAAAAACCUUAAGACAAUUUAUUGAGAUUUAUUUAAAUAGCAAAAGAAAACUUGCAGAAGUGUUUGAGCUAUUGGAAAUCUUCACUAGUAUCCACACAUCUUUCCAGCUAACUUUAUAUAUUUUCUGAAGUCAAAAUCAGAUUUUAUAUGUUUUAAAUAGUAUUCAAAUUACAUAAACAGGAGCAACUGGAUGAUGAUUUGGUUAAGCAUAUUGAUGGGCAAAUCAGAAGUAUAUUUUUAGAAUGAGCAGGCAUAUUUAUGCAAAACUUAUUUAUGCCUCUAAAAGGUUACAUGAGGUAGCUCGCUGUCACUGGUUUAAUAUAGUGAGGGCAAAACUUCUUACUUUGACCAUUUGUAUGUUAAGAUUACAGAAUGCACCUGAGAUUAAUACACAAUUGUGGGAAUCCAAGAGUUUUAAUUAAAAAUGCUUUCACUUGCCAACUAAUGAUGAAGCUGAACCAUAUUUCUACCUGAAUGUCUUUCCUGUUCCUGCUCAAAUAUCCUGGUAGAUGUUAAUUUGUGAUGCAAAAUUCUGUGAUAGAAAUCUGAGUCUGUAAGGAAGAAGGGUGUUGGAGUCUCAAAUUUGAAAGACAAAUAAAAAUUAAUUUAUGCAGGUAUUUGGGAGGCUUUAAAAUUGAUCUGUGUUGUACAUCUCACAGUAUUUUUAAAAAAAGACUAAAUUGACAUAAGUUAAAUUUUGAUUAUUUUUAAACAGGAAGAAGCUGUAUUUAAUUCAUGAACACUGUUCCAAACAUUAUGUUCUCCUUUGUAGAGAAAAUAAUAUAAAAAAAGCUGUAUUACUCCUUUAUGACUGAAAUAUCUUUCUCUUGAUGGACCGACAAACAUUUAAGGUGGUAUUUGGGAUGAUUAUUUUUUCUGUAGCUAAAAUACUAGCUUUUGGGGAGCAGGGUUAUGUAGAAGAAGCUGAUGCUGAGAAGUCACCAGCUUCUUUUUAGGGAAGAGGUGACCUGACAGAGUACAUUGAAUGGAAACAUAAUUGGGUUUUGGACCUGAUGGAAAAAGUGAGUGUGUAAAAUAUGGAAGACUGAAGGAGAAUCAAUGAGACAGAAAAUUCUGGUAUUAUCUUAAGAGUUCAAGUUAUCAAAAGAUGUAUUUACUUUUGAAUAUGGAGUUAGUUUUGGUGGACUCAGCCCUCCUUAAAUGUGAUAAGGGGUCAAAACUGUAUUUUAUUAAAUGAGGCAUUUUUGCUUACGGUAGGUAGUAUAAAGUUAUGUGAAUGCAAUACUGAGAAUAAAGUAAAUUUAAACCACAUUCUGCUGUUCUUCUUUAGAAACAUUCCUGCGUAAAUACUGCAGUAAUACUGUCAUGCAGAGUGUAUCCUUUCUUGUUGUAUCCUUUUUUGUGCAAUGUUUCCCGUAGCACUCUACCUCUUCAGUUUUCUCUAAAGUAGGUGUGGGGAGGAGUUUACACAUUUUAGAGCUUGAACUAAUCUGGUAAUUUUGAAAACGAAGGACACUUAUUCAGAAUUAAUGAGUUGUCUCUGUUGCUUAAAUAGACACAGUGAAAUUUCCUGGUCUCAACACAUGGCCUCCACAUUCUUCCUCAAAGGCCAUAAACUUCUUUAAUUUGCAGUCUAACUUCUUAGCUUGUAUGAGCUAGAUGUUUGUGGAGCUGUGCUGAGCUCACACUGAGAAUUACUUCUUGUUUUCUUUAAUAAAAUAUAUGUUGGUUAAAAACAUUGCAAAGCAGUCCAUUAAAUUAUUGCAGUGUUGAGCUGUAUUUUAGAACAUUUAAUGAUUACUAUUGUCCUAGUUUAUGAGAAACAAUUUAUAGUGGAUUUACUUUUGAACAUUAUUUUUUAGAGUAGAGAACAGUAAAUCUAAGUGUCUCCCAAUGAAGUAAUAGAGCUUGGAAUGGGACUAUUAAUUGUUGCUUUUUUGUUGUUGUUUUUUUAGAUUGCUUUCUGCAUUGUGAUAGUGUUGUUUCCAGUGAUUUAUAUAUUUUUUUUGUGGAUUACAUAUUACAUUGUUCUGUUAAAUUCAUUUUAGCAUAAAUCUGAUACAGCCUGUUUAUUUUUAUAUAUAUAUAUAUACACAAAAAAAACUUUAAAGUUUUUCAGGCAUUCUAUGCUUUUCUAAAUAUUAAGCAUCUUACCAUUAAGCUAUCAAAAGAAAGCACAUGCCCUUAUUUUCUAGUCGUUCAUACUUUUAACAUGCCUUUAUGAUGUUCCAGGUCCCUUUUGUGUUCCAUCUCUUUCAAGUGUUAUCAAGCUGAGAGAGAAGAAGCAGUGAUCAUCAGGACUCUUGAACUGUGCGUAGUAGCAUUUCUAAACUAUUUAAGGCAGAGUAUAAAUUUGCUCCUCUAAAAGAUUCCAGAUGUCUUUAAACAGUCACAGGACUUAUGACAAAUGUAUGCUAAUUUGCUUGUAAAAUCUCUAAUAAAUUAUUCCUUUUUCUUCA